Bathycoccus prasinos is the source of this 2232-nucleotide messenger RNA. RefSeq lists its product with no specific name. The transcript has a single exon. Bases 1 to 2232 code for a protein of 743 amino acids. The record is from RefSeq and is a predicted model, not a curated record. Gene Ontology annotation, molecular function: GTP binding; GTPase activity. Lineage: Eukaryota; Viridiplantae; Chlorophyta; Mamiellophyceae; Mamiellales; Bathycoccaceae. Gene Ontology annotation, cellular component: cytosol.
AUGGGCGGCAGUCGUAACGGAGGCAAGAAAAUAUCCACCGGUUUAGGCCUCGCGUUGUCGAAAGCGGCGGAAAGGAAAGCGCACAAAUCCUCCGUUCGAGGCCAAGACGGGACGCACAUCAACUACUCGAACACGACGAACCAAGACGUGAAUAAAACGCGAGAAAGCGAAGGACUCGUGUCCGUGCUCGAGAGAGACGAUUUGGAGGAAAUGAUGGCCAUGGCGCAACUCUCGAACCGAGAUUUUACCGCGGAAAGAGAAAGGUACGGAGGGCCAGUGGUCGUGAGCACUGGGGGUGGUUCGGAAUACGCAAGCAACAGUACCACGAAUACUCAUCGGAUGAGUGUUGGAGGAGAUAUACUCGGGGACGAGGCGACGAGAGAGGAAGUGGAGCGAGCGAAACUGACGCACGAAAACGCGGCGAGGAUUCCUCGACGACCGGCGUGGACGACGGAGACGCCGAGGGACGCGCUCGAUCAAAACGAGAAGAACGCGUUUCUCGAGUGGCGAAGAACCUUGGCGGAGAUCGAAGAGACGGAAAGAGUGAGAUUGACGCCGUUCGAGAAGAAUCUGGAGAUUUGGAAGCAGUUGUGGAGGACGUGCGAGUUGGCGGAUUGCGUGGCGCAGAUUGUGGACGCGAGGGAUCCGAUGUUUUACAGGUGCGAAGAUUUGGAGAGGUACGUGAAAGAGUUGAACGAAGGGAAAGAGUGCGUGAUGGUUCUGAAUAAAGCGGAUUUGUUGCACGAGGAGCUGAGAUCGGCGUGGGCGGAUAAAUUCGACGACAUGGGGGUGAAAUAUUUGUUUUGGAGCGCGAAGGCGGCGACGGAGAAGAUUGAGCGGGAUGCGAUUUUGGAGAAGAGGACGAGGGCGUUGGCGAGGUUAGAGGCGGAAGAAAGGGCGAGGCUCAGGGAGUACGAGAACGGCUCGAGCUCCUCCAGCGAGGAUGAAAGAGAGGAAGUAGAGAGGGAAGGCGGUGGAGGAGAUGUAUCGUCGUCGUCGUCGUCGUCCUCGUUGACUGAUGAAGGAAAACAAAACGAAGAAGACGCGAGCUCGAUUGCGGCGACGGAACAACUCAGACCGCCGUCGGCGAUGUCCGGAUGGACGCAAGCCACAAAGACGAGUUUGCAAUCGCCGACGAAAGCAGCAACAGUACCAGGGAAAGAAAUUAAUACAAUUGCUAGUAUUAGUAGUAAUAAUAAAAACGGCCGCAACGAUCCGCGCGCUAGGGUGCUCGAUCGCGACGAACUUCUCGCAGAAUUGGAGCGGUUAGCGGUGAAAUCAGCCAGAGUCACUCGAAACGAUCCGACGUUAUACGCGGACGAACAACUCGAUUUUCCAGAACACCGACGCGAUCGCGUCGUCGUCGGUUUCGUUGGAUACCCGAACGUCGGGAAAUCUUCGACGGUGAACUCGUUAAUUGGGACCAAGAAAACGGGAGUAUCCGCGACGCCUGGGAAAACGAAGAGAUAUCAAACGCUCGACCUCGGGCCUCGAUUGACGCUCGCCGAUGCGCCUGGUUUAGUUUUCCCUUCCUUUGCGUCAUCGAGAGCGGAUUUGGUGUGCGCAGGUGUGUUACCAGUCGACCGAUUAACGGACGUUCGCGUUCCGGUGUCGAAAAUUUGCGAACGCAUACCGCGUAAAUCGUUGGAGGUUGCGUUACACUGCCAGUUACCGAAACCGGCAUUACACGAAGACCAAAACAGACAACCAACCGCGGGUGAACUCUUGCGCGCGUUUUGCGCCGCGCGAGGCUGGGCGCUCGUCCACGGUCGACCCGAUGAUAGUAAAGCCGGUAGAUAUUUGUUGAAAAUGUACGCCGAAGGUCGUCUGUUGCACUGCGAGAAACCGUACGAGUCGUACAGCGGUAAAAUGGGCGACGGCAUCGGCGCCGGCGCCAUCACCGAAGACACCCAAAAGGCGCUCUUAAAGUUGCAGCAACAAUCGACGAGUGUCACAUCCGAAGUGCAAGAUUUAGACGACCUCGACGUUGCUGAUUUAGUCGCCGACUUUCACGCGCGAUUAAACAACAACGAUACGAAAAAAACGUCCCAACGCGUUCGUCCGGAACACAAGUUCCACAAAAAACGCAAAGAGAAGCGACGAAUUAAGCACAAGGGAGCGGGUGAAAAUAAAGACGUUGGCGGACAAGGUUUUCUGAUGGGCAAAAGAGGUGGAAUGAUGCCGGCGCACUUACAAGCGAACGUGAGAAGUGCGAUUGGAGACGAGGAGUAA